GUGAUGAUGCAUUUAAAAGCGAAAUAACACAGAAAGAGAGAGAGAGCUUCGGGUUUUCCGUCUUUUGGGAGUUUGUAAGAAAAAGGAGAGAGAGAGAAUGUGAGAGAAAGAGGAGAGAAUGAGCUGCACACAUGCUCGCGAACACUCGGGAAUUCUGAUGUGAAUCUCUUAAACAAAAAGGUGGUCUGAUAUUGCAGAAGAAGAAAGAUCUGGUUUGAAGCUUUUUACGAGGUGUUUGGCGAGAGUGAAUUUGGAAUUUGGAUCGGUUUUUUUUUUUUCUUUUAAACCGUGAAAGCCGUUUUCUGAAAGGAGCCGCCAAGCGUUAGCUAGAUGUUGGUAAUGUUAUCAUGAGAAAUGGACAAGAGUCGAGACGUGAGGCGUGGAACGAGUAGGUUCUCGCGACAACAGGUUAAUACUAACAAGCAACAACAAUCUCGACCCAAACUCUUAUUUGGUUUUGCUGGUGGUGUUGGUGGUGGUGGGAACUUUGUUUGUUUAGAGAAAGCAAAGAGAGAGAAAAUACGAAGACUGAGCAGCGUUAAUGGUAAUACAGGAAGUCACAGUCCCUGUCCCGGUAGCAACCAACACUGUGAAACUGAAAUGGGCAGUUGUUGCUGUGAUUUGUCUUCUGAUAAUAGAGAAAAUCAGUGUCCUUCUCAUUCACGGCACUCCUCUUCUCUCAUCACUAAUUCUACCAACAAGAGAUUUAAGGUUCCUAAAAAGUUUUUGAAUGACUGCAAUGUCGUUGAUCAUGCCUCUGUUCCACGGAAGCUACGGUCAGCCAUGAAGAAGCGCAGUCGCGAGUCUAUCUCCCCGCCUUCACCAGAUUCACAGAAACUGAACCAUACACUUGAUGGAGUCGAAUCGCAUAAAAAGGAUGGUGUAAAGAAACCCAAACUGAAUUUGAAAGGAGGAGAAUCUAAUUGGUCCAGGAAGUCGACUGUUCCUGGGCCAAUCACAAAAGAUGAGGAAGAGGUUGCGGAGACCCUGUAUGCUUUGGCAGGAAUGUUCCCUGACAGUGACUCAAUGGAUAAGAAUAAAUUGAGUGGUGAAGCAAUGGAAGUAAAACCUUCAGCUCCUCCAGAGGCAGUGGAGAGUCCUGUCACAGCAAUUGAAGUUAAACAAGAAGAUACGAACUCAGUUUGCUGCCCACAAGCUGCUAAGACUGCAUCCCCUAUAGAUGAGUCAUCCCAUGAAGCUGCUAAACUCAAUUCUUUGAAUGAACCUACUAUUCAAGAUCAGCCUGACUUGCCAGGCAGCAAAAAGUCCACUACGGAACCAGAUAUUUCUAUUUCUCAAAUGAAGCUGAAUACUACCAUCCCUUCCAAGGCUAAGCGUGAACCUGGUGCUGAGAAGUCAUCUUGCUUUACUGGCAACUUUCAUGUUCUCUCUGAUCAAAGCUUAGAAACUGGAUUGAAGCAGCACAAGCAACAGGUGACCACUCCUUUUGAGAGAAAACCAGAAAUGGCAUUUGGGGUCACUGCUUUUGAAAGCCAAAUAGCACAGCAACGCAUGAUCAAGGAGCCCAAAAAAAAUGGUCUUGCAUUGUGGCCAGGCUUGUCUUCUACAGUGCCCCUUGGUGCUCGGAGUCCUGGUUUUUCACAGCCAUCAGCUACUAAAAUUCCAUCUUGGUUGGAUGCCGCAAUGUGCGGCCCCAGGCCAUGCUCACUUGAAAGUGGUUCUUCAACUGGAAAGGUUUCAAAAGUCACCAUGGAUAAGAAGUCAAUGAAGAGGUGUGCCGCUCAUGUUUAUAUCAGUUGUAUCAUUCGUAAUUUACAGAUGCAAGACAGCGAAGACAGCAUUCUUCAACAGUCUCUUCAGUUGAAACCUCAUGUAGGAUUAAAGAGAACAGCUCUUUUGUAUCCUAACAAUCGCAGUAAUUUGAGAAAUGGUAUAAAUGACACUACACCUAGCAGCAGUUCUGGCAAUUCUGUUAUUGAUAGAAAUUCUUGUGAAGCUAGAAGUGGUAUUCAACAGCCAAAAAUGCUCCAUCAGGAUCAGCCACAGGUUGCUUCAGCAUCUGGGAUGCACACUUCAAAGAAGCAGAGUUUCGAUUUCUUGUCUUUAUUGGCUGGAGACAUCGGUAAGGAAGCUAAUAAUAGCUCUAAUAAAGCUGGAAAGGGAAUUGAAUCAUUGCCACAACUCCAAGUUCCUUACCUUCAUUCACUUCCACCACAUCAGCCACUCGUGCCUUUUUCAAUACCCCCAACUCGUUAUUCCUCCUCUGCUCACACAGACCAGCUUUCAACAGCAACAGCUGCACGGCAGGUCCAACUGCAGCUACCUCAAUGUCUCAGUAACCCUUUCUGUGGCCCUCCUUACACAAGUCAUUCAGGUGUUUCAAAACAACACCAACACCAGCAACAGCAACGACUUUGGGCAACUCACCUAGCAGCUCAGUACAGGCCUGCUGGAACUUCCGCAGUCUUGACCCAAUUUCCAAGUUGGCAAAAUGGAAAGCCCGAGUCUUCCAUGUUGAUGCCCUGUGCUCAAACUGUCAUCCCUCCCCAUUCAACACUAGAUGCUGUCGGGCCCAAGUACCAUACAGUCCCGCAACAUUUACAGCCGAUAAUUGAGAUUUCUUCCUCGUUUUCCCCUGCCAGAGUGAAAAGGCAAGACCACCACCAUCUUCCAUCCGUUUAUGAAGGAACCAGCGGUGGUUUUCGCGCCGCCGGUGGGCCACCAUCGUUGCAGUUACAUUGCAAUGAGCGCCUCUGAAGUAGAAUGCCCCUUCCACUUAUGACACACCGUAACAUUAUUUAAUUCUUUCAACUGCACGCGAGACCCUCGUACUCAUCCUUGACGUGAUCAAAAUAGCGAGGGGUUCAUUUGAUUGACCGCUCCGGAUUCGGGCAUGAAAUAAUGAGAGAGCUUGCUGGUGAUCAGAUGUUCGAAUGGAAAUCUCUGAGGUUGUUCGGUCCCAUUUAAGAUAAAUUAGUACGAAGAUUCCCGUCGAGUUCCCCUUUUCAAGACGGUAUUUUAAUGCCCAUUGCCCCAUUGUCACCUGCUUACAGUGAAAGAUAUCAAAAAAGGCUAAUUGCGUAUGCUUUAGGUUUAACCUUCGUCUCUGCCUCUUUUCUUCUUCUCUCACGUUUGCAUCUUUUACUCCCAAAAAGAUUUUCCCAACUGUAGUUAUUCGCUUAAUUCUCUGACCUAUCUUUCUCAAAAGAUUCGAGGAAUAAGAAUUAGGGAGAGAAAGAAUAUCAUGCAAUA
Molecule: messenger RNA, 3213 nt
Organism: Theobroma cacao (cacao)
Lineage: Eukaryota; Viridiplantae; Streptophyta; Magnoliopsida; Malvales; Malvaceae
Source: RefSeq, a predicted model, not a curated record